Macrosteles quadrilineatus (aster leafhopper) is the source of this 2631-nucleotide messenger RNA. RefSeq lists its product as uncharacterized. The coding region runs from base 167 to 2206 and encodes 679 amino acids. Lineage: Eukaryota; Metazoa; Arthropoda; Insecta; Hemiptera; Cicadellidae. The transcript is spliced from 14 exons. The record is from RefSeq and is a predicted model, not a curated record.
CAUUUUUCGGAUUAAAAAUAGUUUUGUGUAAUUAUGGUGUCUUAAUUAUUAUAUAAUUCUGUCCGAGAGUGCACCAGUCAGUAUUGACAUUGUUUACAAGGCUGGAAAUUCAAGUUGUCCACUUAGUAUACAACAGGAUGAUUUGAGUACGCGAGAGUGUUCCAAGAUGGCGGCUACAACAUGGACCUACGUCGUAGUGCUGUGGCUCUCCCUUCUAUAUCUACUUUCACCCUCUUUGGCCGCCAGAUAUAAUGCCGACACGGGCUGCCGGUUCCCCACAAGAUGGACAGGGACGUGGUUCCAGUCCGGGAUCAGGCAGCCAAUCACAAUACAAGACGCUAGACUCAGUACAAAGGGUCGAUGCUUGUUCUCGGACGGCGACAAGUUCCUAUUAGUAGACGACAAGAACAUUUGCUACCGAUGUGUGGUGAUCCACGAAAAGCAUAUAAACGUCCUACAGUACAAAGAAACCUACUGUAUGCCACGAGACAGUCUGCAGACCCUGUGCUCUCUGAUCACCGGCGACGCCCUGUUAUAUUCCAUGUUCCGUGAGGCGGCUACCUCGGUGCCUUGCCCGUUCAGGGGAGGACACACGUUCACCUACAACCGAGGACAUGGCGAGUGUCGUUAUCCUGUCAGCAGUAUCGACUCCUGCACUCAGGACUCUCGACUGCUCCUCAGAUAUCAGGCGUGUCCUGACGUCCACGGUACUGAGAGUACAGUGGAAGAGCUGGAGUGCCUCGCCACCUGGAAGGAGGGCUCGUCCCGCUACCUGGUGGGGAAGGUGGUUCCUCUACAUCAUACACACUCCACUUCCAAUGAGGACAGCUACAGGUGUUUUGUCUACGAGAAGAUGUCGGGCCAAGGUCAGUCUGCCAUGCAGCUGUAUGGUGAGGAUCCUGAGUUCCCGAGGCCAAAGGCUGACGAUGUCGAGUACAGAGUUGCUCAGUCUGGAGACGCCACAUGUAAUGGACUCUUCAGCCCCAUGGAGGGGUCAAGAACAAUGACUUUGAAAAAAGUGACUGCGAGUCAGAAGUGCAAGUUCCCCAUGUGGUUGACCCAGCAUCACCAAUGGUACACUCUGGACUACCGCAGCUCCUACAAGUUCCACCAUCGCAACACAACACUCCACAUAUCCAACACCAGUCUGGGGUCUCUGCCCAGCGAGGGGCCUGUGGUGCAGCAGCAGCUGUCUGCCUACGACAAGGAACAGGAGGUUCGAGUUGUGUGUUCAGAGAUUCUCCAAGCCAACAGUGAAGUGGCUUAUAUCAUCACCCACUACACUGUAGGAUGCCAAAACGGCUACAUGUGUAUGAUGUUCCACAAAAGAGACGCCCACAUCAUCGAGGUCCAGUCAGGAGGGUUUACACGAAGGCCUGAAGACGCAUGCAACUCUGGUUAUUUUGACAGGAACACUAUUCCGUUCAUUACUUUAGUCACUGAAAACCCAGAAACCAAAAAAUGCCCCCACUUUGGCCGGUUCUCGGUGAAUGGGGUGAGCAGAAGAGAGCGACACACGAGGUCCCACUCUCGGGACACAACGGUAAACAUAUCACGUCAUCAGGGGUACAGUGCGGUAAAGUGGAUAACAACCACCGAGGGACAAACUGACAUUCAGGACUUGUACAACAGAAGAAUCAGGCUAAAACGAAACCUGAAACAAUCCAAGGUGGAAAAGCCCUUUCAAUCUAAAAAUAGGAACUAUGACAUGAUAGGGCGCCAUCUCAAAAGAACCCACAAAAGACCAAGGAGAGAUUUGGAGCCCUAUUCCCAAACAAAAGCUUGUUCCUUGGACUUCAAGACUUUGAUGGUUGGCUGUGCAUCCUCUGACACGAUGGAGUUUCGAUCAGAAUGCUCUUCCCCAGACAACAAUAUGGUGUCAGCCUACUCUUGCCACGGAGGAUGGUCUGACAACUCCACCGCUACUCACUACCUCAUCACCACCCCGCUGUCAAGGAGCUCGCGAGGGGCAAAGCGCUACUGCUUCGUCUACCAGAGCCAAGCAGACAAUGUGGUCAUGUUCUCGACCAGCGCUGAUACUUGCAGACGAGACAUAGUCCCUGGAUCCACCGGAGUGUUGGCAUUCAACAUUACUAGUGAAGGACAAUGCCAGGAGCUAAACACAGCGUCUAGCCUGCGCCACUCCCUCUACUUCUGCAUGCUGCUGCUCUCAGUGGUGUUUUGCCUAGUAAGGCCAGAGAGGUGAUUUUAAUCAGGACUUAACCUAGCAAAGUAGUUAGCCAAUAAAGUGGUUACACCACUCAGAGUUAGCCGGUUUCCUUCCGUCAGCAUCUGAUGAAUUGGUUACUCUACUCUUUAGUUUGUUUCCAAUCGUGAUAAAUGCGGUGUCUUUAUAUAUAAAUGAACAUAUUGUACAUAGUUUCUAAGGUAAAGUUUUUAUAGCUUUUAAACGUAAUCAGAUUAGGGAGAAAGUGGAUAGGUGGACCUUGAGAGUGUUAAGGUAAAUAUUUUGUUAUUUUUUUUUGUUAAUUAUCUAUGAAGACAUAAUAUUUUAACACGUCAUAUAUAUUUUGAGUGUACAGAUAAACAUUUUAAUAUAUAUGUCUAAGUUUGUUGUUUUGUUUUUUUUGUGAUACAAUAAAGUAAACUCGGUUAUUUAUUUCCUAUUUC